Messenger RNA from Botrytis byssoidea, 1284 nucleotides. RefSeq lists its product as uncharacterized. The transcript has a single exon. The record is from RefSeq and is a predicted model, not a curated record. The coding region runs from base 1 to 1284 and encodes 427 amino acids. Lineage: Eukaryota; Fungi; Ascomycota; Leotiomycetes; Helotiales; Sclerotiniaceae.
AUGUCGGAUAUUCCAGACGAUAUCAACACGCAAUUUCUCGAGCAGUGGAAAAAUCCCGGCGACGUCUUCUCUGUCCUCCUUAUCGUCGGCGGUGACGUUAUUCUCCUCGCUCUGGCCUGUCUCACCGGUAGGACAUUCACACCUAUCGCUUUCUCGUUCGGUUGGGUUGCAUAUGCCGUUUCGGCCGUUGUAGUCGCUGUUGGCGAUAACAAGCUGUUAGUUCGCUGUCCGCCAGAGAUCUCGCUAAAGGUAAUUAAUCUGAAGAAUGGAUACUGUCGCGAGAACAAAUCGUGGCUGCUAGGGAGAUUUAUCAAAGAUUACAAUUUCUGGAUGCCUGGGGAUGUCAAGGAGCGACUUCUGCGUCCGCGUGUGCGUUCUGAUGAGGAAAAUAGUCAUGCUAAAGCUAUUCCUUCGGGUUCGCCAACGGCUCAGAAGCCCAUUGAAUCCGCUGUGACGUUGGGUCGAUCCGAUACCGCGCUGUGUAUUGCUGUUUUUAAAUGGAUUGAUGGUGCAGUUCCAGGUCUGCCAUCUCGUGAUUGGGCCUGGUGGAGCGGUCUCCUUGUUUCACUGUUACAAUUAGGUAUCGCGGCGAUUCCGUGGGGCCUUCACUCCAACUGGGGAAUUUUUCUUGCCACUGCCAUCGGAACAUUACUAGCCUACCUAUCCGCCUCCCUACCCCAAUGGCGCCAAGAAAAAUGGUCCGCGGCAACCAGAGAGAAGGAUGUAGCUGUGACGAUAGGCAACGGAAAUAAACACGUAAUAGUCAUUCUGGGUGCUCAGCAUGGCUUAGACAUGGAAGAUCUAGCUACGGGAAAAGCCCCUGAUUUACUAUCCACGCGUAUAUAUACUUCUCUCCUAGCUGUCUUCUGGUUGGUACUGUUAAUCACAUGCUGUGGCAUCAAAACAGACUCAUGGUAUCUGCUCGCCGUCGGCGGAUUGGGUAUGGCGCAAAACCUGAUAGUCGCAAGCGUACCGCGGACUCCCGCAGCACUUGGUCUACCCAUCGAGCUCGUUAGCAGUGGAAAUGAAGAUCAGAUUGUUCCGGAGAUUUUCGCAGAGCCGAAAGUGAUGUGGACGAUAAUGGAAUUUGAGGAAAAGCAUCGCGGGCGAGGCAACGCUCUUGUGAAAGAGUUCUUUCCUGGAAAGUUGCUUGAUUGGGAGGAAAAGUGGUGGAAUUCUGAUAAUACGGAUGAGAGACGAGGGCUACUCGAAGGGGCGCGGCGCAAAGCAUGGAGGAAAGCACAUGAAGCGGCACGAAUGGAGAGGGAGAAAGGGGAUAAGUAG